Messenger RNA from Naegleria gruberi, 837 nucleotides. RefSeq lists its product as uncharacterized. Bases 1 to 837 code for a protein of 278 amino acids. The record is from RefSeq and is a predicted model, not a curated record. Lineage: Eukaryota; Heterolobosea; Eutetramitea; Acrasida; Naegleriidae. The transcript has a single exon.
AUGCCAAAACAACUCACCAGCAAGAAACCAAGAAAAUUGAACAAAAGUGUAAAGAAGGAAACUGAUCAAGCCACACAACCAGAUAACGUAUCCAUUGCUUCAUCUUCGACAUCAUCAUGUCCUUCAUCGCCACCUUCUUUACCAAGGAUUAAGAAAUUAAAUUCCUGUGAGAAGAAAGUUAAAGUUGACCUCUCACUAAUUAUCAAUCAAGAGAAUCAUCUACCUCUUCUUUUAACACAAGAUUUCAAUAGAUUGGAAAUUCAGUCCUCGAGUGGAUUAACGUUAGAAGUGUUGCAACACUUUUUGAAUUCAGAAAAGUGCAGAAAUAUCACAAGUCUCAGAUUUGGCAGAAUGGAUUUUGAUGAUGCGGCAAUAGUAGCCCUUGUUGAAAGCCCAUUCCUAACAAAUGUGAAAGAAUUAGAACUGUUUUGCUCGAAUAUUAGUCCAGACUCGUUUGGGAUGCUAGCAAAUUGUUCGAAACUUUUAACUCUCGAAACUCUAAUUAUUCACAAUAAUCCAGAUUUCGGUCCUAAAAGUGUUAAAUCACUCGUUCAAUCUCCAUAUCUUGUAAAUUUGAAACGUCUCGAAUUGGUGAAUACCUUUAUUGGUGAUGAGGGUUUGAAAAUUCUCUGUGAGUCAAACAAAUUCGAGCAUGUCAAGAGGUUAAAUUUGCAAGGAAAUUUACUCACUGAUUCCUCGUACCAACUGUUGAGAAACACUCAAUGGAUUAGAGAUUUAGAUAACUUGGUGGUAUGUGGAAAUUAUUUGGUAAAAUCUCUCAAUAAGAAAAAGGCCCUCGAAUUGAAAGAUACCAUGCUUGCUUCCCAACUUAAUUAA